GUCGAAAAUUGAUAGCUGCUUGUCAACUUUCAAGAUGGUGGAAAAAACUAUAUACAUUUCUCAAUCGCAAAGAAAACCCAUAAAAAUAUUGAAAUGGAAAAUACGGGAGGGCCAAACAGUUCCUGUGGGCCACGUGCUGCUCCUCUACGAUUUUGUAGAUGCCAAAACAGCCGAACAACGAAAAUUGAAGUCGACUCAUGCCGGGACCGUUCACAAAAUUAUUGCCAAACAAGGGGAAACUAUCAACACUGGGCGAACUUUGCUUCAGCUAGAAGCAUGUUCUCACCCCACUGUGAUGAAUGACAUGUGUGCAGAGUGUGGGGCAGACUUAAGGAAGGAAGAAACAUCCCCAACAACAGCAUUUGUACCUAUGGUACAUGCUAUACCCAAUUUGAAAGUCAGUGAGGAGCUUGCUCAGAAAAUUGGAAAGGCUGACAAUGAACGCUUAUUAUCUGACAAGAAACUUGUAUUGUUGGUAGACUUGGAUCAGACUUUGAUUCAUACAACAAAUGAUAACAUUCCUCCAAAUAUAAAAGAUGUUUACCACUUUCAGUUAUAUGGGCCUAAUUCGCCAUGGUACCAUACAAGGCUAAGGCCUGGUACACACAGGUUCCUGAACAAUAUUCAGACAAACUAUGAGUUGCAUAUCUGCACAUUUGGUGCAAGGAACUAUGCACAUAUGAUAGCAGCAUUUCUUGAUCCUGAGCAGAAAAUAUUCAAUAACAGAAUUUUAUCUAGAGAUGAGUGCUUUGAUCCUACAAGCAAAAAAGCAAAUUUGCAAGCCCUGUUUCCAUGUGGCGAUAACAUGGUAUGUAUCAUAGACGACAGGGAAGACGUCUGGUCGCAUGCCUCGAACUUGAUCCACGUGCGUCCAUACCACUUCUUCCAGCACACCGGAGACAUAAACGCUCCUCCCGGCCUGGACAAGCACGAACACGAUGCGGAGGGGGGGCCGAUGGGCGUUGAUUUGCUAGCUGGGGUCGAAGCGAACAAAUCGGUUGCCGAGCAGGCGGUCAGCGACGAACUGGAGGCUGGCGAGGUUGAACAGGCGGAAUUUGAAAAAGCGGAGAUUGAGGCGAAGGACGCGGAGCGUGACAAAAAGAAGGCGGAGUCGGAGACUAAAAAUGCGGAGCUAGACCCAGAAAUGGCGGAAGCUGAAUCAGUGAAGGCAGAGCAAGAGGAACAUCAGCAAGUAAAGAUUAGUGAGAGCAAUACAUCAGAAAAACAGCAUGAAAAAAAAUCGGCAAAAAACGGCGAGGAUUCAAAUAACAGUGAGAUAGACAAGGUGGUGGAGAAACAUGAAAUAAAAUCAGAAACAGACAAAAUUAACGGAAGCUCUGAUAUCAAAAUUAAAAAUGAGGCAGUUGGGGCAGAAGAGAAAUUGGAGAAUAAACAUUCGGAGCCGGUGGGAGUAUGCGAGGAGGAAAAAAAUAAUGAAAAGAUGGAGACUGAUACAGAUGUCAAAACGAAAGGGCCUACUUGUAAUGGAGAUAGUACUGUUGUGGUUGAUCGCGAGCCUCAUCAUAUUGGAAACGCAAAUGGUAAAUUUAGUGAAGUUGAAGAUACUCAGCAGAUGAACAGUGGGAAAACAAAUGUGAACAAUUCACAUCAAAAGAACAAUUCUUGUAUAAAUAGUAAACUUGCUUCUGAUGUAAAGGAAGCAACAGAUAGUCAAUGCAAAGAUAGUACAAAAUCUAAUCAGGAUAUUAAUAGUGAGAAUCUAAUAGAAAUUGAUGACCCAGAUGAUUAUCUACUUUACUUAGAGGAUAUUCUGAAAAGGAUUCAUGGCGCAUUCUAUGAAGAGUAUGACAAAAUGGAAGCAGGCGAGAUUCCGGACUUGAAAGUUGUGAUCCCUAAAGUCCGUGGUCAAGUUUUGAAAGGCUGUAGACUAGUAUUCAGUGGCUUAGUGCCAAACCGGAUGAAACUGGAGGACUCCAAAGUCUAUCAAGUAGCCACUAGUUUGGGUGCUGAGGUAACUCAGGAUAUUACAGAUAAAACAACCCAUUUGGUAGCAGUCCGGCCAGGUACUAUCAAGGUUAAUGCCGGACGUCGUCAAAGGAAUGUGAAGAUUGUAACUCCUGAUUGGCUGUGGUGUUGUGCAGAACGCUGGGAUCAUGUAGAUGAGAGAAUAUUCCCACUGAACAGCAGGGGCUCAAGGAACCGCCAUCCACCACCGCAUUGUAGUAGUCCUGAACACAGAAAAUAUCCCACACAUGAUAAGCCAACUGCACGAAAACGUACACCAAGUGGCCGGUUUAUGGACACCAUCAACCCUUUGAUGUCAUUUUCUAGCGCCGAUAUCGCAGAUAUGGAUAAAGAGGUCGAAGACAUCCUCGUAAAUGAAAGUGGCAGUAGCAGUAGUGAGGAAGAAAAUGAAGCGGUUCCGCCUGAGGUGCAAGAAGCUCUGUCGGAAGAUAAGCCCACAGUCAUCGCAGAGAUCCUGAACAGUAGUAGUAGUAAUGAAGAUGAUGAACUUGGAGGAACCGAAGAUGAUUUAGCCAUGGAGUAUCCCAGGGGGUUCAAAAGAAAAAGGAGUUGUGGUUUAAGGAAGGACCUGGAUGAGGAUGAUGAUGAUGAAGAAAAUCCUUAUAAUCCCUCUCCAAACUCCUCCGACGAUGAAACGCCAAGUGAGAGGUUCAAGCGCGGGGAGAUGGAUGUAGACAAUGACGUAGACAUGGAGCCAGAGGAUACUCAGGACAGUGACAGUUUAACCCCGCCAGAUCCCGAAGAGUUAGAUGAUAAGGAAUGGAACCGAAUGGGAGCAGAACUUGAAAGAGAAUUCCUUUCUGAGUAAAUAUUAUAAAAGACAGUGAUCAUGAAAUGUGAAAGUGGAAAAGUUACUUUAGACAGAAUCGCAACUGUAAAAUAGCAAUAAGCCAAAAUUCGCAUUGCUAUAAAAAGGACUUAUUGCAUACCAGAAAUACUUUUUCAAUGUAUACUAUCUAUACUGUUAUAUGUAUUGAAGUAUGGGAUAUUAAUGGGAAUAUGCGUCAAAUUCCCGAUGUUAUCCCUAGUUCAAAAUGAGGAAGGGUCCUCUGAUUCAAUGCACAAUAAUUUUAGAAUUCCGCUGCUUCAAUAACUUAUGGUCGUUAACGUUAAUUUUAUCACUCAAUUUUAACAUUACCGUGAUAUUUUAAAUUUAGCAUCUAUUGAUUCCGCAUAUUUUGCGAUUUCGGAAACGAUUUGUUUGAAGCAAAUUCCCGUACGCAUUACUCCAUUUUGUUCAAAGUAUAAGCCGGGCAAUAUGACUCAAUCUAUGAAGUAUUCUACCUAUAAGAUAUCCAUUUGCUGUCAGCGCAGUGAAAGCAUAACUACCAGAAAGUGCGUUGAAAAACCGUCUGAUCAAUUUGAGUUUGCAUUUAGAAUAAUAUAUCAACCCAGAAAAAUUUAAACUGUUGCAAAAUAUUUAAUAGUGAAAUGCAUUCUGUAGAUAUUUUUAUCAAUUUUGGCGGGUUACAGUAAAGGUACCGGUAAGGCUUGGAUUUUUAGUUUUAUGUUUGUCGUGCCAGUAUGACCCACCUCUUGUGGGUAAUAGAGGUAUUUUUACUUCCUACGUUUUUACUCCCUACGCCACUGGCAAGGAAGUAUUGUAAUGGCGAUAAAAUUCGAAAAUGAGAUUAUUUUGACAUCAUCAUCAUGACAUCUACAUCACGAAAACCCAUGUUACUAAUUUCUGCCUGUCUGUCUGCUAAUCUUUUGCCCGCCUAUAACUUGGGCAGUACCCCUCAGAUUUUGAUGAAAUUUUUACACAAGGCUACUACUAUGCCAAGGACGGCUUUUUAGAAUUUGUAAAUCGAUCCAGUGGCGGCUGAGCUAGAGGCUAAAGAACGAAGAAAAUUAAAAUCUCUCGAAUUACCCUUUUCAUUUUCAGAACAGUUUUUUAAAUGUUGAAAGGUGAGGGUAAAUGUUUAUUUGGUAUCAGUGAAAGACGUUCAAUCGUCAAGAACUUGACCUUAAUAACAGAAAAUUUAAAUGACAAAGAUCCGAUGAAUAAUCUGCUCAUAAUUCCAAAUAGUACAUGCAAUUAUAGGAUUCACAAUUCUUUGGUGCCUCGACGCGAUAACAGCGUUCGUGCCGUUAGCUGUUUCAGCGUCGAACUCUAAACCAGCAGUGAGGUGAGGUUGAUGACAAGAAACGGGAGGUGGGAAAAAUGAGCCCGAAUGUUUGUGAUCGGGGAGUAUUUGGCCAUUAGGAGUGAAUAUAAGUUGGUAAAUACACACUUCCAUAGAUAAAAAAUUAACUCUUAGAGGCGUAAUACAAGAAGGAAAUAUAGAUUGACUCAGUACUUGCUUAUACAUUCAUGUACAACUAUUUUCAAACAUCUUUUACCUACAUAUACAGUCUUAUUUUAUGCCCAAAAGUAACAGAAACUUGAGGAACACAAUUUUUACUUAAGUUGAGACAGCAGUCAAAAUCACAUAAAAAGACAGUCUGUAAAUUGCAACUAAAUGCACAUACGUGUGGCAAAAUUUGACACACAACUCUGUUUAAUGUAGGACUAGUGUGACAGUUGGUCAAAGUUUCCUUACAUGUAAAUGGUCAUGCAGAAUUGAAUAAAUUGCUGUUGCAUGAAGGUGUAAGGUCUCCUCUAUCUGUUGGUAUGUCACUAUCCGGUCUUCGUCAAGCAUUUUCCUCACAGCAGUAAUGUUUUCCUCUGUUACUGACGUUCGCGGCCUUCCUUCUCUCUCAGCGUCCUACAGAGUGAAAUUGCUUCUUUGGAAUUCUCUGUACCACCUGUCAUACGAUGAGGACAAUCAUUUCUUCUAAGCACUGGUCUAUGCUUAAACGCGUAAAGUUAUACGGUAAAACUGCCCUUAUCUCACUACGUGACCACGCACUUUACACUGACAAAUCGAAUGAACAACUAAAUCAACGGACGUGCCGCUGGCGGCUACUAUGCACUCAUGGACAUGUCUCAACAUGCAGCCUCCUACGUCCGUUUGUACCCUUUGUAGAAAUUUCAGCCAUUUGUAUAUAUUUACCAAACUCACGUACUAUCGCGUAGUAUUUAUUAACAUUUUGAUUCAAACUUCUAACGAUCCCACUUUGCUGGUACCACUGGAAUGUUUUUCGGUUGAGAUACUCUGUGGAACAAGCCUGUUGCACACUGUCUAGCCAGUCAUACAUAUGUAUAACUGUUAGCAAAAAUCCAAGAACAUCUAUGGAAGGUAAAUGAAGAAAACAUGAAGUGUAACUAUCAGGGACUUUUCUUAAAUGAUAUUUUGUAUAUGUUUCCCUUGAUUGUUAAUUUAUUCAUAAUUGUAUAAUCUGAAGUUUAGCGAAAAUUGUUAUGAGUACGCAUUUUGAAUUGUACCUGUAUUUUUAGUGAUGUACAUACAUAUUUCUAAUGUAAGAUCAUGUUGGAUGGCAAAAGUCGUGAAAUGUGAAUUAAAUUUGCAGAAAUAAAAUACAUUCUUCUAAUUAUUUCAGUCGGAUUCAUCAACGAAUGCGAAUAGAUUAGAAGCGAAGACUAUAAGUUUGCAUUGCCUUGUUUGUCGACAAAAAUGUGUAGUUUUAGUGCAAACUUUUAGAUGGUUUGCCUAUCAUUAGUAUCUGUGCUGUGAUGUGAAUCCUUAGUUAUUGUUAAUAAUAAGGAUAAAUACGACAAACUAAAAGUUCGUCAUUUUGGAAGACGUUCAAUACUAAACAUUCUAUCUAUCAAACACCAACAAUGGUGGAAUACCUGAUGUUGGAAAUAGUGGCACACCUUGCGGAUUUUAUUCGGUUUUUCUGAAUAGUUGUGAUCGGAGUAGAUUCUUGGCUAAAAGCAAAUACCUAGUUGAAGGUAAUAUGGAAAUUCCUGUUAUUCAUAUUAUUAUUUAAUAAAACGAUUUGGA
Acanthoscelides obtectus is the source of this 5837-nucleotide messenger RNA. NCBI's taxonomy places the organism in Eukaryota, Metazoa, Arthropoda, Insecta, Coleoptera, Chrysomelidae. The record is from the annotation of a GenBank genome assembly.